GUGAUUCUCUCUUCUUGCCUCCCUCUUUUUAUACAGCCUGUGUUUACAGCCCCAGCGUCUAAGGGGGAAUAUACACUGCAUGUGUGUGUGUGUCUCUGUGCGUGUUUGUUUGCAUGUGUGUGUUCAGCUACAUCCCUGUUUGGAGGGUCCACUUGUGUCAAGGCAACCGGAGGGGGAAGGAGAAACCCUCCCGCCGGCUCUUCCUCUUCGCCUUGCGGCUGGAGGAAUUCCUUCGACACAAUGGCCGGACUCAGGGGCCGAGGGCCAAUUGUUCGGCCCUACUGUACCCUCCACCGCAAGGCGGGGAUUGGAAGCAGGGGGAGUGUGGGGAAGAGAUCAGGGAGAUGCCAAGGGGAGUGGGAAAGGGAGCCCUACUUUGCUGGGAUGGUUUUCCUUUUUGCAGAUUUGUUUAAAAACAUCCCUGCACAGGAUGGGGGUGUUGAAAAGGGGGGAGGAAACAAUUCUUUUUUUAAAAAAUAUAUUUUUAUUUCUUUUAAUUUAAUUGUUGAUUAUUAUUUUUAAAAUUUGCAUGGUUUUAAGUAAAGGAGGGGGGCAUCUCUCUCUGUAUCUCUCUCUCUCUUUCUCUGUGUGUCUCUCCCUGUUGGGCAUCUGUCUCCCAGCUGGGGGAGAAAAAAAAACUUCUGGAGGUGGGUGAGACGCGGUGUCAAAACUUUUUGCGGAGGAGCGGAAUGGAUGACUUUUGUGAAGGGCUCCUGGCGUCGUCGGCUCGGAGGUGCGGCCGUGAUUUGUGAGGUGCGGAGGGCCGGCUCCUGACACUCCCAAAGCAGAGAGGGAGAGAAAUGGCUCCGGGAGGGGAGGGGGAAAGCCAGAAGGAAGCCCCCAGGACCAGGCAGGCGGAGGAACCCAGCCAAGGCCGGCAAAAGCAGCAGCAUCAUCAUCAGCAGAAGAAGCAGCAGCAGCAGUCUCCGCCGCCAGAAGCAGGCAGGCACAAAAAAACUACACAUACACACACACUUAUAUAUACACCUCGGUAUCAGUAGAGAUUAGGAGGCAAAAGGGGACAGGGCGAGGGCGGGCGGGCAGAGAUAGCCAUCCCCCCCUUUUUAAGGGAAAAAAAGUGUAAAUAAUGCCUUUCUGGCCCCCAAUGAGGCGUUCCUUCCCGACUUUUUUGGAUCAAUCAAACAGACAGUGGCUUCUUUUGAUUAAAGCCCAAAUUGUCAUUGGGCAGAGGCAAUCAUGUGACAGCCAAUUCGGUCCAAUUUCAACCUUGUCUCCAUGAAUUCAAUAGUUUAAUAGUAGCACGGUCCCCAUACGGCUGUAAUCAGUGAAUUAGAAAAAAAACACCCCACCAGCGAUCUUCUAUGAUAUUUUUUCCCUUCCUUUUCUCCCUCUCUCCCUCUUUUCUCUCCCUCUCUCCCUCUCUCGCUUUUCACCCCCCUCCCUCUUUUCUCCCCUCUCUCCCUGGGCCUUGCUCCCCCCUCCCCCUCCCAGAAGCGCUAAAUAAGAGGGAACUUUUUCUCCAAGGGGGCUGCGAGUUGAAGGCCAUGAAUUUCGAAUUUGAGCGAGAGAUUGGUUUUAUCAAUAGUCAGCCAUCGCUCGCUGAGUGCCUGACAUCUUUUCCCCCUGUCGGUGAUACAUUUCAAAGUUCAUCAAUCAAGAACUCGACGCUUUCACACUCGACACUGAUUCCUCCUCCUUUUGAGCAGACCAUCCCCAGCCUCAACCCAGGCAGCCACCCUCGCCACCAACACCACCAACACAGCAACGGCAGCCGCCCCAAGCACAGCCCCAAUGGCAGCGGCGGGAGCCCUCUGCCAGCCGGCGUCCUCCAGCCUCCGGAGUACCCCUGGAUGAAGGAGAAAAAAGCCUCCAAGAAAACCUCCCUGCCGCCGGCUUCGGCCUCCGCCCCGGGACCAGCUUGCCUGAGCCACAAAGAAUCUCUGGAGAUCUCCGAAAAUGGGACCGGGGGCUCGAGGCGGUUGAGGACAGCUUACACCAACACGCAGCUGCUGGAGCUGGAGAAGGAGUUCCACUUCAACAAGUACCUCUGCCGACCCAGGAGGGUUGAGAUCGCCGCUCUCUUGGACCUGACGGAGAGGCAAGUCAAAGUCUGGUUUCAGAACCGACGGAUGAAGCACAAGAGGCAGACCCAGUGCAAGGAGAACCAGAACAGCGAAGGGAAAUUCAAAGGCGGCUUAGAGGACUCGGAGAAAGCCGAGGAGGACGAGGAGGAGGAGGAGGAAGAGGAGGAGGAGGAGAAGUCCCUCUUCGAGCAAGCCCUCAACAAUGUCUCGGGUGCCCUUGCAGAGAGGGAAGGCUACCCUUUCCAGCAGAGUGCCCUCACGCAGCCCCAGGUCCACAAUGGAGAGCCCCCCACUUUCCCAGUGUCCCCUUUGGCCAGCAAUGAGAAAAAUCUGAAACAUUUCCAGCACCAGUCACCCACUGUUCCCAACUGCCUCUCAACAAUGGCCCAGAACUGUGCCGCUGGCCUCAACAAUGACAGUCCGGAGGCCCUGGAGGUCCCUUCUUUGCAGGACUUCAGCGUUUUCUCCGCAGAUUCCUGCCUACAGCUCUCCGAUGCCGUCUCCCCCAGUUUGCCAGGCUCCCUCGACAGUCCUGUAGAUAUCUCGGCUGACAGCUUUGACUUUUUUACAGAUACACUCACCACAAUUGACUUGCAGCAUCUGAAUUACUGAAAAAAUAACAGACCUUCAUUCGCCAGGGGUUAUGCUUUCUGAUCCUUUUUCCCCCUGUCCCCCACCUUUCUCCCCCACUUUUAGUCUCUCUGGACAAUCCCCAACACACAAACAUACACAGAGAUCUUUGCUUUUGGGCCUUUUCCUUUCCUGGUCGGUAUUUUCCCCUGUUUAUUCUUCCUAUCCCGAUGUGUUGGAGAUCCGUUUUGCAGUUUUUCCUUCCCUUUAUGCCAUCCUUAGUUGUGUUCGGUUUAACCUAGCCACAUUCUAGGUCCUUCUACGAAAGCAAUAUAUAAGGCCUGUGAGAAAGUGAUCAUAUCGAAUUGUAUCUUCACUUUCUUUUUAUUUUUGUAUUACAUUAGGAUGCGUUGUCAUAAGUAUUUUUGGUAGAAUAAAUUCUUGUUUGCUACAA
Sceloporus undulatus (fence lizard) is the source of this 3069-nucleotide messenger RNA. RefSeq names its product homeobox A2 (gene HOXA2). The record is from RefSeq and is a predicted model, not a curated record. The transcript has 2 exons. Gene Ontology annotation, biological process: regulation of DNA-templated transcription. Bases 1323 to 2657 code for a protein of 444 amino acids. Gene Ontology annotation, molecular function: DNA-binding transcription factor activity, RNA polymerase II-specific; DNA binding. Lineage: Eukaryota; Metazoa; Chordata; Lepidosauria; Squamata; Phrynosomatidae.